AUGAAGGCGGUUGCCCUCCUCGCGUGUCUGCUGGCCACAGCGGCUACCAUGCCGGCUGAGAGCACAGUGUCUUACAAAGGGCACAAGGUCUUUCGAGUGCCGGUCGUGGACGACGGCGCGCAUAUCCAGAGCCUGAUUGAUCGUCUGGGUCUAAGCGCCUGGCAGCCUCCCUCCAAAAAGGGCUCUUUUGCUGAUGUUCAGGUCGCGCCCGGCCAGCUGAGAGCCUUCGAGGAAGCGUUGGAGGGACGCAGCUUCGAGAUUAUGCACCGUGAUCUCGGAGACUCGAUUGCUAGAGAAGGCUCCAUGCAUGGGUAUGCUGCCGGCUCGGCCAAUGCCUCCUGGUUCACGUCGUACCAUGCAUACAGCGACCAUCUGCAAUGGAUGAGCGACAUCGCCGCACAGUACUCGGGCAAUGUCAAGAGUGUGACGUCGGGGACCACGGGUGAUGGCAAUAACAUCACGGGCCUCCACAUCUUCGGCAGCAGCGGCGGCGGCAAGAAGCCAGCGGUUGUUUUUCACGGCACCGUCCAUGCCCGUGAAUGGAUCGUUGCCAUGACUCUCGAGUACAUUGCCAACGAGCUCAUCACCAAGUACUCUUCCGACAGCCUCAUCAAGGAUGUCGUGGACAAGUACGACUUUUACGUGUUCCCCGUUGUCAAUGUUGACGGAUUCAAGUACACGCAGACUUCGGACCGGAUGUGGAGGAAGAACCGGGCUCGCAACCAGGGCUCAGGUUGUCUUGGGACUGAUCCCAACCGCAACUGGCCAUACAAGUGGGACGGCCCUGGAUCGUCAAAGAACCCUUGUGCUGAAAGUUAUCGAGGCACAUCGGCCGGUAGCAGCCCGGAAGUCAAGUCCUACAUCGCCUUCCUUGACGGGAUCCAGAAGAGCCAAGGCGUCAAGGUAUACAUUGACUGGCACUCGUACUCCCAGCUGUUCAUGACCCCGGCACCCAACAAUGCCGCCUUGCAGGCGCUCGCGAAAGGUGCUUCUGACGCUAUCGAGGCAGUUCACGGGACCGCCUUCGCACAUGGCCCGAUCUGCAACGUCAUCUAUCAAGUUGCGGGCGGCUCUGUUGAUUGGGUCCAAGACGUCCUCAAGGCCGACAACGUUUUCACCAUUGAGCUGCGUGAUACGGGCGGUUAUGGAUUUGUCCUACCGCCGGACCAGAUUAUACCCUCUGGAGAGGAGAGCUUUGCGGGCGCCAUGUAUCUUUUCCAGCAGAUGACUUGA
Metarhizium album ARSEF 1941 is the source of this 1233-nucleotide messenger RNA. RefSeq names its product carboxypeptidase. NCBI's taxonomy places the organism in Eukaryota, Fungi, Ascomycota, Sordariomycetes, Hypocreales, Clavicipitaceae. The coding region runs from base 1 to 1233 and encodes 410 amino acids. The transcript is spliced from 5 exons. Gene Ontology annotation, biological process: proteolysis. The record is from RefSeq and is a predicted model, not a curated record. Gene Ontology annotation, molecular function: metallocarboxypeptidase activity; zinc ion binding.